Closterium sp. Yama58-4 is the source of this 744-nucleotide messenger RNA. NCBI's taxonomy places the organism in Eukaryota, Viridiplantae, Streptophyta, Zygnematophyceae, Desmidiales, Closteriaceae. The record is from the annotation of a GenBank genome assembly.
AUGUACAUCACUCUCUACUUCCUCGUCACCCGCCUCCCUGACUCUCUUCGCGCAGUCAGGGACCACUUUCUCGCCCUUGACCCCACAGACCUCACUGUCGACCUGCUCGAGAAGCAUCUCCUUGCAGCUGAGACUAGCAUAGUCGUUGUAGCUGCUUCUCGUAACAUUCCUCGCACUCCCUUCUUUGAGGGGUGUUCCCCCUCCCCCCUUGCCCCCUCUGUCGCUUCUGCUGCUGCUGUUGACUUCCUUCGUGUUGAGGAGGUCGGGGCUACGUCUGCUCCUAGUGGGAGGUGCCGCAAUGGCAAGGGCAUGGGAGGCAAGAGUGGAAGGGGUGGCGGCGGUGGAGGCGGUGGUGGAGGCGGUGGAGACGGUGGAGGUGGCGAUGGUGGUGGUGGGAGUGGUGGUGGGGGUGGCGGCGGUGGUGGUAGCGGUGGGAGUGGUGGCGGCGGCGAUGACAGCAGUGGGAGUGGUGGCGGCGGCAGUGGUGGCGGUCGGGGUGGAGCGGUCCAGAGGGGAGGUUCUGGCGGUGGCCAAAGGCAGCAACUCACACCCCAGCAGCUUCGUCAGUGGUUUUCUCAGCGUGGGGCGCCUGGGGAUAGUGUUUGCUGCCUGUGCGUCAUUCACACAUGUGAUCGGGCUGGUCAGACAUGCGGGAAGGUUGGUCACACACAAUACCGCUGCUUCUCCCGUCUUGACGACGCCUGGCGCGCAGAGUUUGGCGACGAUGCUGAGCUCCCCCGCUGA